AUGAGCUUCUCCGAGCACUUCUCCAUUGCCAACACUCCCUACGGGAUUGCGAGCACUUCGAAGCAUCCACAAAGCGUGGUCACGAGAGUCGAGGACUCUGUCGUCUUCCUCGCUGACUUGGACCUCGAGGCUUCCGAGCAGAUCAAGUGGGCCCUGUACCUCUUCGUCAUUAGCGAGAAGAUAUUGACCGCCAUGCAGCCAACGCUCAAUGAUCUGGCAGCCGUAAACAAGACCGAGCUCCAGCUCUUUCGAAAGAAUAUCCAGAAGCUUCUGUCCGACAAGCCCACACUAUUGAAAUAUGGAGUCCCGGUCGACGAGGUUCAGUUGCACUUGCCGGUCAAGGUUGACGGAUUUACCGACUACUCAUGCUCUAAGGAACAUAUGUUGAAUGCAUCAGAGGCCGUCAUGGGCCAAGCGUCCAUGCCACCAUCGGCGUCAUAUCAACCCGUCGGCUACAGCGGUCGGCCUUCUUCCAUUGUUGUUACGGGAACGAAAAUCACUCGACCGUAUGGCCAAUAUCGAGACGGUGAGCAAAUUGGUUUCGGUCCAUCGCAAGCGCUCGACUACGAGCUGGAAGUGGCUUGCAUCAUUGGCAAGCCAACAAAGCUGGGAGACCGGGUAUCAGUGUCAGACGCCGAUGAGCAUAUAUUUGGCCUCGUCCUGUUGAAUGACUGGAGCGCUCGCGACAUCCAGGGUUUCGAGAUGAGCCCUCUGGGCCCGAUGAAUGGCAAGUCUUUCGGAACGUCGAUUAGCCCCUGGGUGAUCACACUCGAAGCGCUCGAACCGUUUGCGACUCAGCCACCGGCGAAGGACAUACCCGCCCAACCAUACCUGUUAGACAAGAAAGAGAAGCCGAGUUAUAACAUUGAACUGAAGGCCGAGGUAUUGACGGGCGGCGAGGCCACGACGGUUUGCAAGGCUCAGCUCAGCUGGAUGUACUGGACGUUCCGAGACCUGGUGGCUCAGCAGACAAUCAACGGGUGCAAUCUCAACACCGGCGACAUAUUGGCGACAGGAACGGUGUCGGGAUCUGGCGACGACGAGCACGGAUGUUUGCUCGAGAUGACCAAGGGCGGCAAGGUUGGGUGGAAAACGACCAGUGGUCAAAACAGGACGUAUUUGAAGGACGGCGACGGUGUGCGCAUUAGCGGGUACGCAGGCAACGGUGUGGGACUUGGUGAAUGCGUGGGAUUCAUCGAUGCCGCUCGGCCGUUCUGA
Colletotrichum spaethianum is the source of this 1218-nucleotide messenger RNA. Its product is annotated as fumarylacetoacetase. The coding region runs from base 1 to 1218 and encodes 405 amino acids. Gene Ontology annotation, molecular function: fumarylacetoacetase activity. The transcript is spliced from 4 exons. Lineage: Eukaryota; Fungi; Ascomycota; Sordariomycetes; Glomerellales; Glomerellaceae. Gene Ontology annotation, biological process: L-phenylalanine catabolic process; homogentisate catabolic process; L-tyrosine catabolic process. The record is from RefSeq and is a predicted model, not a curated record.